Molecule: messenger RNA, 3528 nt
Organism: Puntigrus tetrazona (Sumatra barb)
Lineage: Eukaryota; Metazoa; Chordata; Actinopteri; Cypriniformes; Cyprinidae
Gene: arhgap11a
Product: Rho GTPase activating protein 11A
Exons: 11
Coding region: 349-2946 (865 amino acids)
Biological process (GO): signal transduction
Source: RefSeq, a predicted model, not a curated record
UUUUGCCGAGCUGCCGUUGUAGAGACGGGAAAUAAAGCGGACGGACACAAACGCUGGCUUUAUAUGGCCAUGUUUAGACUUUAAAUGCGCGUUUUUUAUUGCGUAAAAUGUGGUUUAGGCGCAGCCGAGCUGGAACACGACACAUGAGAGGAGUUUGGUGACUUCGAUCGGUUGUUUUUUUAGUAAAAUGUGUCAAGCGGAACUCUGAGGUAAAACAAGCUAACCUGAUCACCGGAGUUUGUGUUUUAGCACAUCCGUUUACUUCGCUUGUUAUUUUUUUUUAACCCGAGGCACCUUUUAACUUAGCACCUCUCAUAUCGAGUCAUUUGAAAGGCGUUUUUAUCCGUAAUGAUGAAGGUUUUGGAGAGAAAUGUGGUUCGUUUGGCCGUCGUUCAGCACCUUCGGGCGGUUUAUGGAAUAAAAAUCAAGAACUGGAAUAAAAACAGAAACAAACAGACGUCGGCGAACACGGUGAGGGUGUUUGGGGUUGCUCUUGAAGGUCUGCCACACUGUCAUGUGUUAGACUACGGUGACGUACCCUGCUUUAUAGCAGAUGUGUGUACGAGCCUAAUGGAGCAUUUGGACACAGAGGGUCUUUUCAGAAAGUCGGGCUCUGUUGUGAGGGUCAAGAGCCUCAGGGCCAAAGUGGACCAGGGCGAGGACUGUCUGUCCACUGCUCUCCCGCUGGACACCGCCGGGCUUCUGAAGCAGUUUUUCCGUGAGCUUCCCGAGCCGGUUCUGACCGCUGACCUCCACAGUGCUUUCUUGAAGGCCCAGGAGCUGCCCACGGAGGAGGAGAGGACCUCGGUCACGCUCCUGCUGUCCUGUGUGCUGCCUGACAGGAAUUUAAACGCCCUGCGUUACUUCUUCAGUUUCCUGAAGACCGUCUCACAGCGAUGUGCUGAGAAUAAGAUGGACAGCAGUAAUCUCUCGGUCAUCUUUGCACCCAAUCUCUUUCACUGUGGAGACAGCGGGGACAAAAUGAGCAGCAGCACAGAGAAGAGACUCAAGCAGCAGGCAGCGACUGUGCAGUGUCUCAUAGACAACGCUCAGAACCUGGGUGUGGUUCCUCAGUUCCUGAUGGAGAAGGUUCCAGCCAUGUUGGGUUGUGAUCCGGUGUUUUCUCCAUCGUCUUUGUCUCUAGAAGAGAGUAACGCUCACUCAGACCUGAAGAAGAGCAACAGACGCAGUUUAGGAGUUUUCUCCAUAGCCACUCCUGUCAUCAUGACUCCCAACUCCAAGCGCAAACUUCCAGUCGAGUCGGCACAGACUUACGGGUUCUCCAACAAGAAACGCAGGUCCAUCAAGAAGAACCUGGGCCUGGAGCUGUUCCCGAACGCUUUGUUUGGAGGAGCAUCUACACCGGGUUCAGCUCACAGCGCAGCAGGAGUUCUGGACUCGUCUUCUGUGGGCAGAAACACUCGACUGUCCAGCAGCUCUGCCAGGAGGAAGAGCAGACGCCUGAGAGACCGCAGCGUGAGCAGGGUCGAAUCGGGGAAGGCAGGCUGUUUCUCACCAAGAGCCGCUAAGAAAGAGCCUGUAAGAAAAUCUCUGCGCCUGCGCUUCAGUUUGGGCAAAUCCAGCCGAGAGUCUAACGUCAUUACACAUUCACAACUGGGGCCAAAGAGGUCAGAGGUCAUAGGUUGGCGCCUAGCGACACAAGAGAGCUGUUCUGGGUUUCACUUCACCAAGGAGCUCAGUCCGACCGUUUUGAACAAGAGUCCCUCGAAAGGCUCCAAGUUCAUCAGUAAAUCGGAGGAUAACCUGCUGACCCCGCAGUGUGUUUCCUCUGACCACAGGAGCUCGUGGAGCAGAGACACUCCUGACAUCGGCCGGAGCUUCCCAAGGGACGACUCCUCCGAGACUCCCGUGAGCAUCUACCGCUCCGAGCCAACCAUCAUCGUGAGCGAGCCUGCGGCGGUCAGCAGCGUUACUCCCAAGAGCCUCUGCUGCGCCUCCAGUGACGCCAGCGCCUUGGAUUCGUUCGGCGAAGAGCGCUCUCACACUGGACCCACGCUACUGAAAAUCAAGCAGGCUUUCGGCGAAUCUGGCAGCGACCUCCACAGCAUCGUUAAACAGCAGAGCGACUCCGCUGCAAACUCUGAUUCAUGUGAGGUUUCCGAAGGCCAACCUGCGGCGAUAUCUGAAUCUAGCCAAUCGGACGAUCACGACGUGACGUUCGGCCAGAUCGAGAUCGUUCCUUUGUCGCCUCUACAUAUAGACAGCGCUCUGUUUGACAGCGGGCCGACGAGGUUUGUGGAGACCAGCUCUCUUUUUGAAAAUGAAAGCAGGGCUUUCCUAAAAGAUGCCACCGGAGACUGCAGCCAACUGAUCGACGCCCUAGACAUCCAAAGUCCCGUGGCUUUCAGAUUGGACACUUCCAGUAGGGUUCAGUCGACUCCGUAUGCAACGAGAUCACAAGCGAACGCCAAUACGUCUCUGCCGAGGGAGCUCAAAGAGCUCACGGAUCAAGAUCAAGAAGAGAAACCGCAGAGCCGUCCCGAAACACGCCGAAUGAAAGUUGCAGACCAGAUUAAACUGUUCAACAUGAUGACGCUUAAUUCGCCCAAAGCCAAAGCCAUCCGGUCUCCUCUGAAGUUCCAGCGGACGCCGGUCCAGCAGUCCGUCAGAAGAAUAAACUCACUGUAUGGAAGCCGCAAGGACGUGAGGAUGGGUUGGUGCGCCGCUAGUCAAAUAAAGGCUGUGAGUUUAGAAAGCGGUUUGCUAACGUCCUCAAAAGCCAAACCUCUGAAACCAGCUGUCAGAGCGCUGGGAGAUGUCACCAAUAAAGCCCCAAAGACAAAGUGUGACGCGUUUUUGGCAAAUAAGAAUGCUUCAAAUGAGCUUCAAAUGCCCGAAAACGAUACCAGUCACUAUAGAGGUUCACCCAAAAACCCUCUUUCAGAGGGAAGACUGCUCUCAGCGUUAAAACCCAUCGAUUUAUAAGUCGCCGUAACUUUUAAACGCUUUUUCAACUCUUGCAUUCAGGGGUCUUAAUUUAUUUCGCUAUCGUUUUUACAGGUGAAUGGUGCGAGCGCUGUCUUUACGUUUGUGAGGGUUCGGACCUCAGGGCUCAAAUGUGUGAGAAGCAAACCUGAUGUGCAUAAUUAGCAAAUGCUCUUAAUUAUCUAGUGGUUUUGCUGUAAGUGAAAAGACGAGUCUAUGAAAGUGUGUUCACGUAAGAAUAGCUCAUGAGUGUGUUUAGAGUGAAAAUGGAUGUUUGUAAGUUACAUUAGAAAAGGUUGGAUAUGGGAAGCGUCUUAUUUAUGUUUUAUGCAAAAGCUUGAUUUUCUUUUGAAAGGCCUUAAAGUUCAUGGUCUGUUAUGUGGAGCAGUAUUAUGGUCUUACGUGAUUAUCCUCAAUGCUGUUAUUUUUCGCUCACUUAUGACGUUCUGAUUUUGUACCUGAAGUUGUCCAACUAAACUCUGUGUUCAACUGAUGUUUUGAAGUCUUUCUUCACCACUUGGUGGCGCACUUUGUUCAACAGGACCGAGAUUGAGUAUUAAAGUUCAUUGGUCUUGCAUCACA